AAGUAAAUGAAACAAAAAUUAAUAGAAACACCUGAAGUAUAAAAUGCCAUAGUUAAAGUCAUUCUGCUUCCUUUGGCGGCCCUAAGCGCUCUCUGUCACUCCAGCUUCCCGCUUUUUGUAAAACCCUAAUUUCACUUGUGUUGGCUGGGUGUAUGUACUUUUACACAGUACUCUUACCUAUAUCUUGGCUCUCUCGAACAUCUCUUUCCCUCCCUCUAUAUAAAAAGUAAACAAAUCUUACGGAGGAGGACGCAAGAAUGGAGAGUUCAAAACAGAAUAAACAGCAACAGUUCGUUUUGGCAUCGAUAACCGAGCUAUCUUCUAGUUCUUCUUCUUCUUUAGCUGCUUCAUCUUUGCCAGUGGUCGCUAGGUUUAGCGCUGAUAAUGGAGUAGUGGAGCUUCGAUUUCUUCACGACUCUAACGCUACUGAUUUUAUUAAUGUCGAUCUUAGUACUGCUCAGUUAUUCAAGCUAGGACCCGAUCAAUCAGUUUGCAUAGCUGAAGGUCUAGAAUCUGAUAGCAACAAAGAGAAAUAUUCAAGAGGAAUCACUAUCCAAUUUAGAAAUGAGGAGGAGAGCAGGACCUUCCAUUGUGCAUUUGAGCAAUGGAAGAACGAAGUCAUUGUUCAAGGAACAACUUUACCGAAUGGAGCACUCACAGCUCCUAAAAGCAAGUUUGAUUACAAAAUAGAGCCGUCAUCAGCCAAAAUGUAUUUCCAUUAUUAUGGACAAUUACUACAUCAGCAAAAUAUGCUACAGGAUUAUGUGAGGACAGGAACCUAUUAUGCUGCUGUCAUUGAGAACCGUGCAGAUUUUUUUGGUCGUGUUGUUGUUGAUGUUGGUGCUGGUAGUGGCAUUUUGUCUUUAUUUGCUGCUCAGGCUGGUGCAAAGCAUGUUUAUGCUGUGGAAGCAUCUGAAAUGGCAGAAUACGCCCGCAAACUAAUUGCUGGGAACCCAUCGCUGGGAGAAAGGAUUACAGUAAUAAAGGGUAAAGUUGAGGAAGUUGAAUUGCCAGAGAAAGCAGAUAUUAUGAUCUCUGAACCGAUGGGCACCCUAUUAGUCAAUGAAAGAAUGUUAGAGUCCUAUGUGAUAGCAAGAGACCGAUUUCUUCAUCCCAAUGGAAAAAUGUUCCCUACGGUUGGAAGAAUUCAUAUGGCGCCUUUCAGUGAUGAAUAUUUGUUUGUUGAAAUUGCUAAUAAGGCGCUCUUUUGGCAGCAACAGAACUAUUAUGGAGUUGAUCUACAACCUCUAUAUGGAUCUGCAUUCCAGGGAUACUUUUCUCAGCCUGUAGUAGAUGCUUUCGAUCCAAGGUUAUUGGUGGCUCCCGCAACAUUUCACGUCAUAGAUUUUACUGAAAUAAAGGAAGAGGAUUUAUAUGAAAUUGAUAUUCCAUUAAAAUUCAUUGCUUCUGUGGGCACCAGGGUGCAUGGGCUGGCUUGUUGGUUUGAUGUGUUGUUUAACGGAAGUACUGUACAAAGGUGGCUUACAACUGCCCCUGGUGCUCCUACAACCCAUUGGUAUCAAUUACGCUGUGUUCUGCCUCAGCCACUCUAUGUCAUGGCAGGACAAGAAAUUACAGGCCGGCUCCACAUGGUUGCUCACAAUGCUCAGAGUUAUACCAUAAAUUUGACACUGUCAGCUAAAAUGUGGGGACCUGGUGCUGAACAAGGAGGAAUACUUCAGACAUCAUCAUGCAAAUUUGAUUUAAAAGAACCAUAUUAUAGAAUGUCUCAACCACAGGUCUACGGAAUGGCCCAAGAUCAGCAGCCACACCAAAUGAUAAAUGCUCAGCAAUUUCAGGAUAUACACAUUCAAUCAGAUGAUUUGGAGGAACCCGAGUUGAUACAGCCACCAUCGCAAAAUUUGCAUGCCCCAAUAAGUUUGUGAUGGAAUUUUGAAUAUGUUUGAAAAUAUAAACUUUGCUUUUCCCCCGGAAGGGGUCUGCAAUCUACAUCGGAGAAUUUAAAUAUGCAUCAGGAGAACUUAACGCACUCCUCUUUGAGCUGGUUCAGUUCCCUUUGUAAAGUAGAUCAAGAAGAUUUUUAACUACAACUAUUUUUUUGUAUGAUUGGUUGCAUAGUUGAUCCUGUGUGCUAUUUCAUUAUAUGCUUUAACGAGUUCAAAUAAUCAAAUCCAUUAUGGUCCACAAGUCUUUUCA
Jatropha curcas is the source of this 2157-nucleotide messenger RNA. It is a transcript of the gene PRMT4B, whose product is annotated as protein arginine methyltransferase 4B. The record is from RefSeq and is a predicted model, not a curated record. Gene Ontology annotation, molecular function: histone H3R2 methyltransferase activity. Gene Ontology annotation, biological process: chromatin remodeling; peptidyl-arginine methylation, to asymmetrical-dimethyl arginine. NCBI's taxonomy places the organism in Eukaryota, Viridiplantae, Streptophyta, Magnoliopsida, Malpighiales, Euphorbiaceae.